AUGAGUUCUUCUACUAGACCUCUAACCCUAUCGCACGGUGCGCUGGAACACGUUUUGGCAGUACCUACGUCGUCUUUUUUCCCAGCCUCUCAACUGCAAGACCAGUUCUCGAGACAACUUCCUGCUGUCUCCGAAGGUUUCGCUUCCGAUGACGAGCCUUCUUCUCCUGCCGAGCUGCUGGCCAAGUUUCUCGGCUACGUGGCGUCUUUGGUGGAUCCCGACACCAAAGGCCAAUUUGAGGACGUUUUAAAGCUCUCCUUGACGGAAUUCGAGACCGAUUACUUGCAAGGCAAUGACGUGCACACUCUAGCUGCCAAACUGCUUUCUGACGACGAGGUGUAUCCCACCACCUUGGAAAAAGUUAAGGAGCUGAUCAAGAACUACCUAGAUGCUAGAAUCAAGUACUUCUACAUCACACAAUCUUCCCAAGGUCCAUUCCCAAAGUCCAACUCCGCCCUAUUCAAGAGUGCUGCUGCUAAAGAGGCUCAAUUGGUCGCCAUUUUUGGUGGUCAAGGUAACACAGACGACUACUUCGAAGAAUUGCGCGAGCUAUACCAAACGUACUACUCUGUCAUCUCUGACGUUGUUAAGGCUGCUGCUGAUAAAUUGGCAGAGUUGGUGAGGUCCACUGACGACACAGAGAAGGUUUACACAGAAGGUUUCGACUUGAUCGAAUGGUUGGAACGUCCAGAAAAGACCCCAGACAACGCCUACUUGCUAUCUAUCCCAAUUUCUUGUCCAUUGAUUGGUGUUAUUCAACUAGUGCACUAUGCCGUUACCGCCAGAUUGUUGGGUUUCACACCAGGUGAAUUGAGAUCACAUUUGGUUGGUGCUACCGGUCAUUCUCAAGGUCUCGCAACUGCUGUUGCAAUUGCCGAAGCUGACUCUUGGGAAUCUUUCUUCGAGUCUCUUAACAAGACUGUGGCAUUGUUGUUCUUUAUCGGUGUUCGUUGUUACCAAGUCUACCCAAACACCUCUUUGCCACCUUCAAUGCUCGAGGACUCUGAAGAGAAUGGAGAAGGUGUCCCAUCUCCAAUGUUGUCCAUCUCUAACCUGACAAAGGAUCGUUUGCAAUCUUUCAUCGACCAAACCAACGCACAUUUGCCAGCUGAAAAGCACAUUGUCAUUUCUUUGAUCAAUGGUGCUAGAAACUUGGUUGCAACUGGUCCACCACAAUCUUUGUACGGUUUGAACUUGACUUUGAGAAGGGCCAAGGCUCCAGCCGGUUUGGAUCAAGCCAGAAUUCCCUACAGUGAAAGAAAGUUGAAGUUUUCCAACAGAUUUUUGCCAAUUGCUUCUCCCUUCCACUCGCAUUUAUUGGAGCCUGCCAAUAAGUUCAUUCUGCAAGACUUGAAGGAUGCUGGUGUAGAAUUCAAGCAAUCUGACUUGAAAGUUCCUAUUUAUGACACCUUCGACGGCAAGGAUUUGAGAGACUAUCAAGGUUCUAUCGCCGAAAGAAUCACUUACUGCAUUACCAGAUUGCCAGUCAACUGGGAAACAACUACGAAGUUCAAUGCCACUCACAUUCUAGAUUUUGGUCCUGGUGGUUCCUCUGGUUUAGGUGUCUUGACCUACCGUAACAAAGAUGGUACCGGUGUUCGUAUUAUCGUUGCUGGUGCCCUGGACAACAGUUUGGACGAUGAGUAUGGUUUCAAACAAGAAAUGUUUGACGUUACCGCUAGCGGUUUGAAGUUUUCUCCUAACUGGCUUGAGGAGUAUCAUCCAAAAUUGGUGAAGACGAAAGCUGGAAAGAUUUACGUCGAUACUAAGUACUCCAAAUUAGUCGGUAGAGCUCCUCUAUUAAUCCCAGGUAUGACCCCAUGCACUGUAUCUCCUGACUUUGUUGCUUCUUCGAUUAACGCCGGCUACCAAAUUGAAUUGGCUGGUGGUGGUUAUUUCUCACCAGAGGGCAUGACAGAAGCUAUUGAAGAUGUAAUUUCUCAAAUUAAGAAGGGUUACGGACUAGGCAUCAACUUGAUUUAUGUGAAUCCAAGAAUGCUUCAAUGGGGUAUCCCAAUGAUCAAAGAAUUGAGAGAAAAGGGUUAUCCUAUUCAAUCUUUGACUAUCGGAGCUGGUGUGCCUUCUUUGGAAGUUGCUAGCGAAUACAUCGAGACUUUGGGUCUAACUCAUUUGGGUUUGAAGCCGGGUUCUAUUGAUGCCAUCUCUCAAGUCAUCACUAUUGCUAAGGCACACCCAGAUUUCCCCAUUGUUUUGCAGUGGACUGGUGGUAGAGGUGGUGGUCACCACUCUUUUGAAGAUUUCCAUUCUCCAAUGUUGCAAAUGUACUCGAAGAUUAGAAGGUACUCCAAUAUUAUUUUGAUUGCCGGUUCUGGGUUCGGUUCAGCUGAGGAUACCUACCCUUACUUGACUGGUGAAUGGUCUACCAAAUUCAACUACCCACCUAUGCCAUUUGAUGGUUUCUUGUUUGGUUCUAGAGUCAUGAUUGCUAAAGAAGCAAAGACUUCUCCAGAUGCCAAGAAGGCUAUUGCUGCCUGUUCCGGUGUUCCAGACAGCCAAUGGGAACAAACAUAUAAGAAGCCAACUGGAGGUAUCAUUACGGUGCGCUCUGAGAUGGGAGAGCCUAUCCACAAGUUGGCAACUAGAGGUGUUAUGUUGUGGAAAGAGUUGGAUGACACAAUUUUCACUUUGCCAAAGAACAAGCUCCAACCUGCUCUUGAUGCCAAGAGAGAUUACAUUAUUUCCAAGUUGAACUCUGACUUUCAAAAGCCUUGGUUUGCAACAGUUAAUGGUGAAGCUCGUGAUUUAGGCGAUAUGACUUACGAGGAAGUUGCUCAAAGAAUGGUUGAAUUAAUGUUCAUUAAAUCAACUCAAAAAUGGAUUGACAUCACUUUGAGAAACUUCACCGGUGACUUUUUGCGUCGUGUUGAAGAACGUUUCACCAAGAGUAAAACCGCAUCUGUCAUUCAAUCUUACUCUCUAUUGGAUCAACCUCAAAAGGCUCUAGACCUGGUUUUCAACGCUUAUCCUGCUGCCAAAGACCAAUUCUUAAACGCUCAGGAUGUUGACUACUUUUUGAACUUGUGUUUAAGACCAACUCAAAAACCUGUUCCUUUUGUUCCAGUCUUGGACCACAGAUUUGAAGUUUUCUUCAAGAAGGACUCUUUAUGGCAGUCUGAAAACUUGGAAGCUGUUGUUGACCAGGAUGUCCAGAGAACUUGUAUUUUACAUGGACCUGUCGCUGCUCAAUUCACCAAGUUAGUGGACGAACCUAUCAAGGAUAUCAUGGAUGGCAUCCACAAUGGUCACAUCAAAAUGUUGUUGAAGGAUUAUUACAGCAAUGACGAAUCAAAGAUUCCUGUUGUUGAGUACUUCGGGGGAGAAGAUCCUGAAAGUGUUGCUUACGACUCUGCUGAAACAGAUGGGAAGGUUAUCUACCGUGCUUCUGCUUCUACUGAUGAAUCGCUUUGGUUCAAGCUAUUGGCUGGCACCAAGAGGAACUGGAGACACGCUUUCUUCUCUACUUCCAGAGUUGUUCAGGACUCUUUGUAUGUGGAAAACCCAGCAAAGAAGGUUUUCAGACCUACAGCUCACGCUGUUGUUCAAAUAUCAAACCCAGAUGACGCUUCCAAGACUUCUAUUACUUUGUUGGAACCAGUCCAGGGAGAGUUAAAGGCCAUUGCUUCUCUAUCUUUGGUUAAAGAAAACUUGAUUCAACUGAACUUGAUUGAGAAUAGGACAAUUGAUGGCAACCCUGUUGCUCUUCCAUUGCUGUACACUUAUCAACCAGAAGAUGGCUUUGCUCCAGUUGCUGAGGUCAUGGAGGGCCGUAAUGAGCGUAUCAAGGAGUUAUACUGGAAACUAUGGUUGGACGAACCAUUAAAUCUGGACUUCGAUUAUAAGAAACCAAUUCAAGGUGGAGAAGUUACAAUCACUGCCAAGGAUAUUGCCGAAUUUACUCAUGCUAUUGGCAAUAAAUGUGAAGAUUUCGUGUCUAGACCUGGUAGGAAGCUGUUGGCGCCAAUGGAUUUCGCCAUUGUUGUGGGAUGGAAAGUUAUCAUCAAGGCAAUCUUCCCCAAGUCUGUUGACGGUGAUUUGCUGAAAUUAGUUCACUUGUCCAACGGCUACCGCAUGAUUCCUGGCGCUAAGCCCCUGGAAGAAGGCGAUGUUAUUUCUUCUUCCGCUAUCGUCAAGAGCGUUGUGAACCAACCAACAGGUAAGGUUGUUGAAGUUGUCGGAACUUUAAGCAGAAAGAACGAGCCUGUGAUGGAGGUUACGUCUUCCUUCUUCUACCGUGGCAAGUAUGUUGAUUUUGAAAACACAUUUGAAAAGAGAACUGAACCUGUUUACCGCAUUCAAAUAUCCUCUGCGAAGGACAUUGCUGUGUUGCGUUCCAAGGAAUGGUUCCAAUUGGAUGAUGACGAGAUUGAUUUGCUCGGUAAGACUUUGACUUUUGAAACUGAAACAGAAGUUACUUUCAAGAACGAGACAGUUUUUAACUCAGUUAAGUGCGAAGGUACUAUUAAGAUGGAAUUGCCAACCAAGGAGACUGUUGAAAUUGGUGUUGUUGACUAUGAAGCUGGAGAAUCACAUGGAAAUCCGGUAGUUGACUAUCUAUCAAGAAACGGUUCCACUUUGGAGCGCAAGGUCAACUUGGAGAACCCAAUUCCUAUCGCCAUCAGAGAAUCACAAUCUCCGGGAACUAACGAACCAUAUGGACGUAUCUCUGGCGACUUGAAUCCUAUCCACGUUUCUCGUCACUUUGCGGACUACGCUAACUUACCUGGUACUAUCACGCAUGGUAUGUACUCUUCCGCAGCAGUUCGUGCUUUGGUCGAGACAUGGGCGGCCGAUAAUGUGUCAUCCAGAGUCAGGGCAUACAACUGUCAAUUCGUUGGUAUGGUGUUGCCUAACACUCCGUUGAAAACGUCAAUUCAACAUGUGGGUAUGAUCAACGGUCGUAAGUUGAUUCAUUUCGAAACAAAGAAUGACCAAGAGGAAACGGUCAUGACUGGUGAGGCAGAAGUUGAACAACCUGUUUCAGCAUUUGUUUUCACAGGUCAAGGUUCUCAAGAACAAGGCAUGGGUAUGGACUUGUAUGAUAAGUCAGAUGUUGCCAAGCAGGUUUGGGACAGAGCCGAUGUUCAUUUCAAAAAAACAUAUGGUUUCUCCAUCUUGGACAUUGUUAGAAAGAAUCCUACUGAAAUGACCAUAUACUUUGGUGGUGAGAAGGGUAGAAAGAUCAAGCAAAACUACACUCAAAUGAUUUUCGAGACCAUUGUUGACGGAGAAUUGAAGACGGAAAGAAUUUUCAAGGACAUUACUGAGGAAACCACCUCUUAUACUUUUAGAUCGCCAAGCGGUUUGUUGUCUGCUACCCAAUUCACCCAACCUGCUUUGACUUUGAUGGAAAAGGCGUCUUUCGAAGAUCUAAAGUCUAAGGGAUUAAUUCCUGCCGAUGCAGCUUUUGCCGGUCACUCAUUGGGUGAAUACGCGGCAUUGGCUUCUUUAGCUGACGUUAUGUCUAUUGAAUCUUUGGUCGAAGUUGUGUUUUACAGAGGUAUGACAAUGCAAGUUGCUGUGCCAAGAGAUGAGUUGGGUAGAUCUAACUACGGUAUGGUUGCAGUUAAUCCAAGUAGAGUUUCUUCUACUUUCAACCAAGAUGCUUUGCAGUUUGUUGUUAAAUGUGUCGGCAAGAAGACCGGAUGGUUGGUCGAAAUUGUCAAUUAUAAUGUCGAAAAUCAACAGUAUGUCGCUGCUGGUGACUUGAGAGGUUUGGACACAUUGACCAACGUGCUGAACUUUAUCAAGCUACAAAAGCUUGAUAUUGUCAAGUUACAAGAAACAAUGUCCUUGGACGAAGUUGAGGCACACCUGAAUGAGGUCACUGAAGAGGUUUCCAAAAAGUCAUUGGCUAAGCCACAACCAAUUGAGCUGGAAAGAGGUUUCGCUUGUAUUCCACUGCGCGGUAUCUCUGUUCCAUUCCACUCCUCCUACUUGAGAAAUGGUGUUAAGCCUUUCAAGAACUUUUUGAAAAAGAAUAUCAUUAAGGAGAAUGUGAAGGCAGACAGAUUGAUCGGCAAGUACAUUCCAAACUUGACCGCCAAGCCUUUCGAAAUAACGAAGGAAUAUUUCCAAGGUGUUUACGAAUUGACUGGCUCCGAAAAGAUCAAGGAAGUUUUGGAUAACUGGGAUUCUUAUCAAUCAUAG
Molecule: messenger RNA, 6168 nt
Organism: Lachancea fermentati
Lineage: Eukaryota; Fungi; Ascomycota; Saccharomycetes; Saccharomycetales; Saccharomycetaceae
Source: the annotation of a GenBank genome assembly